AUGGGUCAACUUUAUGGUGCGACUCUUUUACCAUUUGGCGCAAUCUGUGUUGUCUUGCUGUGGGAAUCUGGUGCCAGCUCAAUCAGGGCGACGCUCGCCGUGGACACCUCGAGAGCCGAGUGUCCAGAUAAUAAGAUCUUGACUGUGGAGUAUCCCUGUGUCAGAGCUGGGGGGAAGAACAGCACUUGCUUCAGGAGGAAAUGCUGUGACGGAUUCAGGUUUGUGAUGGGCCAGUGCAUACCUGAAAACGUGGAUGUGUGUGCAGCGUCGCCCUGUGAGCAGCAGUGCACUGAUAACUUUGGACGUGUCGUCUGCACGUGUUACCCCGGAUAUCGCUUCGACCGAGAGAGACACCGCAACCACAAAUCUCCAUACUGCCUGGAUGUUGAUGAGUGUGAGCACCCCGGCAGCAGCAUGUGUGACCAUGAGUGUGUGAACACAGCGGGCAGCUUCCUGUGUCGCUGUCACAGCGGCUACAUCCUGGCACCGGACCAACGCUCCUGUAUCCCUGUGCACAACUUGAGUUCAUCAGGCAAGUCAGACACAUUGAUGAGUGCUGGCACCUGCUCGUUCACCUGUCAGGACUUUAUCAACAUGAAAAACAGCCUGCUGCAGCUAAAACUAAAGCUGGGCAACACACACCCACAAUCACCCAACCAGGUACCUGACCUGGCCAACAGCAGUGACAAGCCAUCUCUGGGGAGGGCAGGAAAAAGUCCUGAUAGUCCCUGUCUUCCUGGUCUACCUGGUUCUCCUGGAGCUCCUGGAGUCCCAGGUCACCCAGGAGAACCAGGAAAGAGAGGGGACCCAGGGGAGAGAGGCCCGCCUGGUCCUAGGGGUCCACGGGGAGACAUGGGACCCAUGGGCCCAGAGCCUGACCUGAGGCACAUCAAGAGAGGCCGCAGGGGCGCAGUGGGACCACCUGGGGCACCAGGAAGAGAUGGACUAAAGGGUGACAGAGGAGCUCCUGGUCCCAGAGGUCCACCUGGACCUCCCGGCUCCUUCGACUUCCUCCUGCUAAUGAUGGCCGACAUCCGCAACGACAUAAUUGAACUGCAGGAGAAGGUGUUUGGGGAGCGGCGAGGCCUCUCUCUGGACAAUCCUCCUCAUUCCAGCGGGGAAGCAGAAGUUGUAGAGUGGGGCUCUGGACACGGAGAUCUCAUGCUCAAUACCUGACCUCUGACAUCCCACCCACAGUAACAGUCACUCAAGCCCGGCAGAACAAACACCAACCCUGACUCUUUGUUGCUUUAGUGAUAAAGGAUGCUGGUGGUCAAAGUGCCAUCAUGUAAAUAACAUCUAACCUCACAGCUGGGAUGAACUGAGUGAGGACCCUUGUUUUCACUCUCAACACCGCCACAGACAGUAAAACAGAGAGACGCCAGGAUUAUAAAACAGAAACUGGACCACAGACUCUCUAACCACUGCAAGUACUGUGUGGCUGCCUCUCAUACGCUGUGGUGUGAGAUGUAGCAUGUGCCUUUAUGUCUGAGCUUCUGAGCUGUGCCUCGGAGCUGAACCACUUCAAACGACGAACUUUAUCGUCUUCAUCUCUUCCUGUUCCCGUGUCUGUCCAUUGGACCUCUGCUGCCACUGACAGUUUGCCUGCAGGGAGUUGGUACAAAGACCCAGGACCUGCACUGUGAGCCUCCGCUGCACCUGCCUGCAGUAUCCUGACCUCGAGUUUUAGCUCUGCAGCUAUUGUCUACUCUGAGGCAUCUUCAGAAACUACGUUACAAUACCAAUCCUGUACACAGAAACACUAUUGCCUUAAAAGAACAAUUAGAUAAUGUUAAUCGAAGUAUGAUUAAUAAAACACAUAAACUGCUGCAAUAUGUUCAUCCAAAUAUAAUCUAAGAGACUUUUUAAAUAUUUAAGACAGUUGAAGAAAGUACAAUCUGCUGCUUAUAAAUAAAAUGCAGCAUUGACUAUUACACUAAACGUUUUUAGAGAGUCUUUGAAUUAAAAGGAUUCAAUUGAUUCAUGCAUUGGGAAAGUGAAGAUGAUCACAAUCGAACUGACUCUUAAUCAGAGCUGAGGAGGGCACAUAUUCUCACACUUUUACUGGGGAGUUGAGCACAAACAUGAAGAGACAUUAAGAUGGAAGGCUGCUUGAAAGUUUUGUGUUUUUUUGUACUGUGAAGCAGCUGCCAUAUCUCAUUCCUGAAUAAAGGUUUGUCAAAAUCUAAAACUUUAAUGUUGAUUUUAUUUUUAAUGUAUCAUCAAAUUGCAAAAAAGGAAUAAACUUUCCAUUUCAUAAUCAAGAGCAAUAAAUAAACCCACUAAAGGAACAAUUCCACAUUUUGAGAAAUACGAUUAUUUGCUGUCUUACUAAAUGUAAGCUGAGAAGAUUCCACUCUCAUGUUUGUCCAUUAUGUGAAGCUACCACCAGCUGUCAGUUAGCCAAGCUUAGCAUAAAGCCUGGAAACAUGGAAACAGAUCACUGAUUCUUUUUGCCACGGCAGUGAACGGCCAUGCAACACACAUUACAGUGUGCAAUGUUUUUACUUACAGCUGUGAGGUAGCUCCAGACGUUGCUUCUCUUUUGCUCAGCCAUCACUUCAUGUCAGAUUUACCAAGUGGUCAGGAGGCGGACCGGGGAAAUCUACGAGGGGUGCAGUGUGUGACUUGUGCACACAGCAUGAAAACAGUACAGCAGUAAAGAAAUAAAGAGUCGGCUUACAUGUGCUCACGACAACAGAACGUUUUUAGACAGAUGUACUCAUUGAGGAAAAAAAUGUGUGGUUACAAUGUAGGGCAGAAAUUGAAACUGAUCCCUUUAUAUUGAUCCAACUGACGCUAGAAUUGAUCUUUAAGAGGAAUAGAGAGUUUCAGUUAUAUUGAUAUUUUGGAAACGAGCUCUCGAGGAUGAAGUCUGGUUCAGAGCCAGACCUUCUGGAGGGAUAAACAUCCAGAUUCAAAUCAGAUUCUCACAGGGAUUACUCUAAGCUUUUGAGAUGAAAAUUAAUCUCUGUUUAUGUAGUGUGUUGACUGAC
Acanthopagrus latus (yellowfin seabream) is the source of this 2996-nucleotide messenger RNA. RefSeq names its product collagen and calcium-binding EGF domain-containing protein 1-like. The record is from RefSeq and is a predicted model, not a curated record. The transcript has 11 exons. Gene Ontology annotation, molecular function: calcium ion binding. Lineage: Eukaryota; Metazoa; Chordata; Actinopteri; Spariformes; Sparidae. The coding region runs from base 1 to 1176 and encodes 391 amino acids.